AUGUACUUACUGACACUUAUCCUAAACCAUCAUAUCCGGAUAAUCUUAUUACUUAACGACUGCUUGCUAUAACAUAAUACGCUGCGAAAUUAAUAUUUCCUGUUUUCGUUACAACAUACAAGAAAUUUAAAAAAUUUUGGUAUGUAAUCGUAGAAAAUAUUAUGAGCAAAAGAAAUCCCUAAGAAAGUGAAAUUUUUGUACAUAAGGAACUGUAAAUUAUCUUUUUUACCACGUCCACCGUUUAAAAAUAGUGAUUAAAAAAUUUAAAAUAAAGUAAUGGAAUAGUGAGAAAUUUCGUUAAGUAAUAUAAAUGAAAAUUAUUCUCUCAUGUUUACUAGCAAGGAGCAAUUAAUAAAACGUACUGGGAAAAAUUCUAUUGGUCGUUAUGAUUUCUUAAAACUUUUAGCUACAGAAUUUAAGACCACUAAAUCUAAAGAAGCAAGGGAACAAGUGUUAGCAAACCUUGCUAAUUUUGCUUAUGACCCUAUCAAUUAUGGAUACAUAAGACAACUACAAAUAAUUGAUUUGUUUCUUCACGCUUUGUCAGAAAAUAAUUUAAAAUUAGUACGUUUUGCAGCAGGAGGUAUUUGUAAUGUAUGUGCUGAUCCAAUAAAUAAACUAUACAUUUUACGUAACCAAGGCAUUAGUCUAUUAACAUCAUUAAUUUCUUCACAAGAUGAAGAUAUCAUACUUUCAGUAAUUACUAGUUUAAUAUUUUUAAUUACCCCUGAUUAUAAGAGUGAAGUAACAGCUGAAUUAAUUGGAAAAAUAUCUGAUUUGUCAAAUCAUGAAAGUAAUCGUAUUAAAAAUUUAGCAGCAAUGUUUUUAAAUGAUUGCACUGAAAUAAAGGAUAAAGUUGAAAAUUCUAAAAAUACAAUAAAAAAAGAAGUAGUUAAAAAAUUAUAUAUUAUAAUUCAAUUGUGGAGUAAAAUGAAGUUCUCUGAGCCAUUCUUUAAAUUGCUAAAAAGGUAUGUGCAAAAAUAUUGUACAGGAUCUUCAGAUGUUCUAAACACUAUGAAAGUUGGAAAUGAAAUAUCAGUUUUUAAAACAGUUACCAAAGAUGACAUACUAAAUUUUGCAAAAUUAACUGGUGAUUAUAAUCCAAUACAUUUUGUGACAUCAAAUAAUCUUGUUCAUGGUGCUCUACUCAAUGGCUUAGUAUCGGGAGUACUUGGUACAAAAAUGCCAGGCCCAGGAACCAUAGUAGUUGAACAAACCUUUACAUUUCCAGCACCAUGUUAUGCUGGAGAUAUAAUAGAAAUAAAAGUGCAAAUUGUUUCUAUAAGAAAAAUUAUGAAAUGUGAAUAUAUUUGUAUUGCAAAUGGCAAAAAAAUAGUUUUAAAAGGAAAUGCAAAACUUAUCAAAAAGUUAUAAAAUAUCAAUGCAUGAUAAAGUGAAUAUGUAUAAUCUUAUCAACAAGAAAGUAAUCUAAAUCUUAUUGUUGUACAUGUAUUUAUUUGUAUUUUAAGAUUAUAUUCAUAUCAAAAGAAUAAAACAAGCUUUUUUUUAAAUACAAUAUGAUUACAGUACUGGAGUAUUAUGAAAUAUUGCUUAUUAUGAAUGUGACCUAUUUUAAUUGCUGAUUUUACAAAACAAAGCACUUUCAACAAAACCUGCACGACUUAUUGAUUUUCAUUACUUCAUGCAAGUAAUGCAGACAAUUUGAUUAA
Messenger RNA from Bombus pascuorum, 1670 nucleotides. RefSeq lists its product as uncharacterized. The record is from RefSeq and is a predicted model, not a curated record. Lineage: Eukaryota; Metazoa; Arthropoda; Insecta; Hymenoptera; Apidae. The transcript has 4 exons. The coding region runs from base 328 to 1374 and encodes 348 amino acids.